Molecule: messenger RNA, 945 nt
Organism: Micromonas pusilla CCMP1545
Lineage: Eukaryota; Viridiplantae; Chlorophyta; Mamiellophyceae; Mamiellales; Mamiellaceae
Exons: 1
Coding region: 1-945 (314 amino acids)
Source: RefSeq, a predicted model, not a curated record
AUGACGUCGGUGACGACGAAGAAAGGCGAGGUCACGCUCACGCUCGACGAGUUCCGGACCAAGGACGACGUCCGGCUCGUGUACGAGGUCGGCAAGGGCGACCCCGCGACGACGACGUCCUCCUCCCCGGUCGUCCUCGUGCACGGAUGGAGCGGCUCGCGGCGGUACUUCGACGACUCGUUCGCCGCGCUCCUGAACGCGCCGUCGCCGCCGCCCAGGGUGGUGAGGUACGACCUCAGAGGGCACGGCGACAGCGACAAGCCGGAGUGGGGGUACCACGUCGCGAGGUACGCCGCGGAUCUGAAAGAGCUUCUCGAGCACCUCGACCUGACGGACGUCACCGUCGUCGGGACGUCCAUGGGAUGCGCCAUAAUCUGGAGCUACCUCGAGCUGUACGGCGCCGAACGCUUGAAAGGCGCGGUGUGCGUGGACCAGGCGCCGCUGCAGAACCGCGCCCCGGACUGGAACCUCGGGAGCAAAGGGUGCUACGACGUCGCGUCGCUGACGCGGCUGCAGGAGCUCCUGAAGCACGACUUCGAGGGGUUCGCGAGGGGCAACGCGGAGUGCUGCCUCUCCAACGAGAUCGACGAAGAGUACGAGGCGCUGCUGAUCGCGGAGACUCUGAAGGCGUCGCCGACGGGGCUCGCGGCGUUGAUGGCGGACCACACCGCGCUGGACUGGCGGCCGACGUUGCGGCGGACGACGCUCCCGAUGGUCGUGAUGGCGGGCGCCAAGUCGCAGAUUUUCCCCGCGGAGGGCGUCGCGCACGUGGGGAAGCUCGCGGCGAACGCCGUCGUCGUGACGUACCCGACGAGCGACCACUGGCUGUACAUCGAGCACUGGCAGAAGUUCGCGGACCAGGUGUGCGACUUCGCCGCGAACGGGAGGCUGAGCAGGAACUUCUUAGGCGGGAUGCAGCAGGCGGUCACCGUCGUGAGGGACUGA